This is a messenger RNA of Pseudovirgaria hyperparasitica, 885 nucleotides long. RefSeq names its product TPR-like protein. The record is from RefSeq and is a predicted model, not a curated record. The coding region runs from base 1 to 885 and encodes 294 amino acids. Gene Ontology annotation, molecular function: syntaxin binding; soluble NSF attachment protein activity. NCBI's taxonomy places the organism in Eukaryota, Fungi, Ascomycota, Dothideomycetes, Acrospermales, Acrospermaceae. Gene Ontology annotation, cellular component: SNARE complex; vacuolar membrane. The transcript has 16 exons. Gene Ontology annotation, biological process: intracellular protein transport; SNARE complex disassembly.
AUGUCGGAUCCACGAGUUCUUAUCAAAGAGGCAGAAGCCCUGGCGAAACCAGUGGCUUGGUAUAAUCUGAGUAGCAAAAUGAAAGGAAGCCAAGAAGACAACUAUGACAUGGCGGGACAGAAAUACAGAGAGGCUGCGAAUGCAUACCGCCUUCAACAUCAAUAUAAGGAGGCUGGCGACACAUUUCUGUUCCUGGCGACCUUCUAUGAGACCAAGAUGAGAGACAUGGAAAAUGAGGCUGCCAAUAUGCGUGUAGAGGCUUUCAACACAUGGAGGAAGACACAUCCGGAGCUUGCUGCCGGUGCGCUCCGCCAGGUUAUUGAUCAUUUCAAAAAGACCAAUCUCCGAAGAGCUUCAAAGUUCAGUGAAGACCUUGCGAAACUCUAUGAGAUCGAACUAGGUGACAAUGAACGGGCCCUAGCAGAAUAUGAAACUGCAGCGAUGGGGUACCAGAACGAUAACGCAGACGCACUUGCCAACAAGAACUUCUUGAAGGCGGCAGAUCUGUCAGCACUGGCAGGAGACUACUACAAGGCCAUUGGGUACUACGUCGAAGUCGCCAAGCAAUCCAUCUCCAACAAUUUGAUGCGAUAUAGUGUCAAAGAAUAUCUCUUCAAAGCUGGGAUCUGUCACCUUGCUACCAAUGAUACACUGGGAGCAACCAACGCAUUUACAGAGUAUGCAGCACUUGACAACAACUUCGCGAUUGCACGAGAGCACAAACUUCUUGUUGACCUGGCUGAGGCCGCAAAUGAAGGCAAUGAUGAGGCUUUCUCUGAGGCCUUGUAUUUGUUUGAUCAGAUGUCUAAGCUUGACGACUGGAAGACAGCGAUACUGAGACGUAUCAAGGAGAAUAUCCAGAACAAGCAAGAAGAUUUCUCCUGA